This is a messenger RNA of Arachis duranensis, 969 nucleotides long. Its product is annotated as bidirectional sugar transporter SWEET17. The transcript is spliced from 6 exons. Gene Ontology annotation, biological process: carbohydrate transport. Bases 74 to 796 code for a protein of 240 amino acids. The record is from RefSeq and is a predicted model, not a curated record. NCBI's taxonomy places the organism in Eukaryota, Viridiplantae, Streptophyta, Magnoliopsida, Fabales, Fabaceae. Gene Ontology annotation, molecular function: sugar transmembrane transporter activity. Gene Ontology annotation, cellular component: membrane.
AUAUAUAUAUAAACCCUCGAAUUCAAGCAGCUCUCGCUCACCAGUCACCACUCACUACGCUGAAGAAACUAACAUGGCGGAACUCAAUUUCUUUGUUGGGGUCAUAGGGAACAUCAUCUCAACCCUCAUGUUUCUUUCUCCUAUGGAUACAUUUGUGAGAAUAAUAAAGAAAAAAUCAACGGAAGAUUUCUCAAGCAUGCCUUAUAUUUGCACAUUGCUUAACUCCUCUCUAUGGACUUACUAUGGAAUCAUAAAGGAAGGAGAGUACCUUGUGGCCACUGUUAAUGGCUUCGGUGUCUUCGUCCAGAUUAUCUACAUUCUUCUAUUCCUUCUCUAUGCACCAAAAACAAUCAAGAUAAAGAGUGCGAUUAUGGCUGGGAUAUUGGAUGUUGGGGUGUUGGGAGCAGCAAUAUUAACAAGUGAAAUAGCAUUGAAGGGAGAGGCUCGUACUAAUGCAGUUGGUGUCAUGGGUGCAGGCCUUAACAUUCUUAUGUAUGCUUCACCUCUUGCUGCCAUGAAAACAGUGGUGACGACAAAGAGUGUAGAAUAUAUGCCAUUCUUUCUUUCGUUUUUCUUCUUUCUAAACGGUGGCGUUUGGUUGUUUUACGCUUUUCUUGUUCGCGAUGUUAUUCUUGGGGUAAGUCUACAUUCUUCUUUCCUUUUAUUUGGACUAAUAUUGAUACUAUAUUGUAUCUAUAGAAAUGGAAAAUCAUCAUCUAAGCACACUUCAAAGCAGGGAUUGGAAGAAGGAUCUGAAUACAAUGAGCAUCUCAUUUCUCAUCCCCAACUUAGCUAAAACCUACUUCAAUUCCUUAGCUUGUCCAGAUCUUCAUCAUUAUAUGGUGAAGUCUAUGGUAUGGAGAUAUGGUGGGCCACAUUUUUUGCAAUAUUUUUUAUUUUCAUUUUUACAUUAAAAAAUGUUUUUGAAUAUUUAAAAAAAUUCCUUUAAUUUUAGUAAUAUUUUAAAAA